GCUCGCCCCCUGCCCCCGUCAAACAGAAACAGGCGUGCGCUCGCCCACCUAAUCCCAAAUCCAAACAAAUCCGGCUCCUCUCAAAUCCCCCGGUUCUCCAUCCGUCCAUCCCUCCCCCCUCCUCUCCUCUCCCCCGUCUUGUUUUACCGAGCGAUCCCCCCAGCGAGCUAAACCCUAGAUCCUCCGCCCAACCGCUAAAACCCUAGCAGGCGAAGUUCGUGUGUCCGGGGCAAGGAUGGCCGAGCCCUCCAGGGUGAUCCACAUCCGGAACGUCGGGCAUGAGAUCUCCGAGACUGACCUGCUCCAGGUGGUGCAGCCGUUUGGCGCGGUCGCCAAGCUCGUCAUGCUGCGGACCAAGAACCAGGCCCUUGUCCAGAUGGAGGACCUGUCUGCUUCAAUUAGCGCCAUCCAAUACUACACUACGAUUCAACCUAGCGUGAGGGGAAGAAACGUAUACUUGCAGUACUCAUCUCACCAGGAACUGACUACUGAUCAGAGCUCUCAUGGACGGAAUCCUGAUCAGGAUGAACCCAACCGAAUUCUCUUAGUUACCGUUCAUCAUAUGCUCUAUCCUAUGACCGUCGAGGUGCUUCAUCAAGUGUUUUCUCCUUAUGGAUUUGUGGAGAAGAUUGUCACAUUUCAAAAGACUGCUGGUUUUCAAGCCCUUAUACAGUUUCAGUCACGCCAGAGUGCAAUACAAGCAGCUGGUGCUUUGCAUGGACGGAACAUUUAUGAUGGUUGCUGCCAGUUAGAUAUUCAGUACUCAAAUCUCAGCGAGUUGCAAGUUCACUACAACAAUGAUAGAUCUAGAGAUUUCACAAAUCCAUCUUUGCCCACAGAGCAACGUCCAAGAUCCUCUCAGCUUGGUUAUAAUGAUCCUAGCCUUUUUGGUUUCCAACAGCCUGGAGCUGCAUAUGGACAGGCUGCAGUGAUUGCUGCUGCAUUUGGUGGAACAUUGCCUCCUGGAGUGACUGGUACCAAUGAUCGCUGCACACUUAUAGUUAGCAACUUGAACAGUGAUAAAAUCGAUGCGGAUAAGCUCUUCAAUCUAUUUUCUAUUUAUGGAAAUAUAGUGAGAAUCAAGGUACUCCGCAACAAACCAGACCAUGCCCUUGUCCAGAUGGCUGAUUGGCUUCAGGCCGAGCUUGCUAUACACUAUUUAAAGGUGCUUUGUGGUCACUUGACUCCUACCUUAGUUCAUUCAUUCGUCCUACCUCAUUACGUGUUUGUGGUAUAUAUCACCCUUGAUACCAUUGGAAUUUAUUUCCUACUACAGGGAGCAAUGUUACUUGGACAGAAACUGGAAGUGAACUUCUCUAAGUACCCGAGUAUUACCCCCGCUCCUGAUGCACAUGACUACUCAACCUCCAAUCUUAACCGGUUCAACAGUAAUGUGGCGAAGAACUACCGCCAUUGCUGUGCUCCGACCAAGAUCAUCCACAUCUCAGCGCUUUCACCAGAGAUAUCUGAGGAUGCGAUCCUUGAACACCUAGGUGAGCAUGGCACCAUCGUCAAGUCCAAGCUGUUUGAGGCGAGUGGCAAGACGCAGGCUCUCGUGCAGUUUGAGAGCGAGGAAGAGGCGACCGAAGCGCUGGUCUGUAAGCAUGCGAGCAAGCUCGAGGGAUCCACAAUUAGGAUUUCUUUCUCCCAGAUGCAGAAUAUAUAGCUAUUCUUCCUGGAAAAAGUGUGAUGACUCCUCUUUCUUUCUAAACUUUUCAAGUUUGUUAUGUGGACCUGUCUUUGUUUGCGCCAUGACCAACGAUUGUUGCCUGUAUCUUGUGUGAUGGUUGUAAACUGCUGCCAGCUCAUCUGUAUCAUUUUAGCCUGCUAUGGUUUGCUUC
Molecule: messenger RNA, 1841 nt
Organism: Triticum aestivum (bread wheat)
Lineage: Eukaryota; Viridiplantae; Streptophyta; Magnoliopsida; Poales; Poaceae
Product: polypyrimidine tract-binding protein homolog 3
Exons: 14
Coding region: 236-1666 (476 amino acids)
Biological process (GO): mRNA processing
Cellular component (GO): nucleus
Molecular function (GO): RNA binding
Source: RefSeq, a predicted model, not a curated record